GCUUCACACCGCGGUGGGGGAGGAACGCGGACAGGAGGAAAGUAAAGCAAAGAGAGAGAGAGAGAGAGAGAGAAAUCACUCCGGGAUGCGAACGUGAGAGUUUUUCGCUUUCUCAGUCUCUCCGAACACGGAAAAGAAAAAGAGUUUGGGUUUCUUUCUUUCUCUCUCUCCUUUUUUAAUCUGUUCUGUAGUUUGGAUACUUUGAAGAGGAUUUACGAUCAAAGAAGCGGUAAAAGUUUUUUUUCUUCUUUUCUCUCCCUCCUCGCCUCCUCGCGCGGAGAGCAAACCGCGUCCUGAACAGAGAGAAAAAGAAAAGAAGAGAAAAGAAAAAGAAAGGAGGAGGAAAGAAAGAAAGAAAGAAGCACGGGUGGAAUUCUCAGCAGUGGAAAGGUGGAAGCUGACGGUGCGACUCCUGGUCGGAAAUCUUAUCCCAGUCUCUAAAUCCAAACUCGUACACGCUUGGAUUUGGAUUUGUCUCUCUCAGCUUCAGCGCUUCUGCUGUGCCAAGUGAGCGAGAAACACAACACACUUGUGUUGUGUUGUUUUGCUACCUUUUUUAAAAACAACAACAACAACAACAACAAAAAACUAGAGAACAAAAGGUAAUACGGAAAUAAGUAACUUUUUCUUCAACUAUCUUCUACAACACCGGAGAAGUUGUUUACCUCAGAGGGAAAGACCUGAUGUCCUAGCUGAGUGUAUGGAGAGCUGCGCCAGGCAACGAGCUCUGCUGUAGAGGAGCAUGAUGAAGAGCACAAUGAAGGUCAUGCUGCUGCUGUUCUCGGUUCUUCUAACCCAGCCUCUGCAGGGCCACACCAGGCCGGCCAGCCCAGAGCAAGUUGCCCUGUUAGAAACCGCCGUAUACACCUUGUAUGAGGGCGAUAAACUGGAGCUGAAGUGUAGGAGUAAAGAAGAGCCUCAGGAGGUGAGUUGGACCAAGGACCAAGUUUCCCUCACUGACGGGGAACACACUCAUCUACGCAACGGUCAGCUGGAGAUCGAGGGAGUGGAACUAGCCGACUCGGGCCUUUAUGGCUGCUUCGCCCGAGGCCCUGCAGGCAACCACACAGAGUAUUUUAACAUCAAUGUCACAUAUGCCCUGGCUUCAUCUGAAGAUGAUGACGACGAUGAGUCUUCUUCAGAGGAAACGAAGCAGUCCAGCAGCCAGAAGUUACUCUCUAACAGCCAAGAGCUAUCGCCAACGGCUCCAGAGUGGGCUCAGCCUGAUAAGAUGGAGAAGAAGCUCCACGCGGUUCCAGCCAGCAGAACCGUCAGAUUCCGCUGCUCAGCCAUCGGAAACCCGACACCCACGCUCAAGUGGCUGAAGAACGGCAAGGAGUUUAAGAAAGACCAGCGCAUAGGAGGCUUCAAGGUGCGAGAAAGUUUGUGGGCGAUCAUAAUGGACUCAGUGGUGCCCUCAGACAAAGGCAACUACACCUGUGUGGUGGAAAAUAAGUACGGCAGCAUCAACCACACCUAUCAGCUGGACGUAGUUGAGCGUUCACCUCACAGGCCCAUUCUCCAAGCCGGCCUGCCUGCUAAUCGCACAGCAGUGGUGGGCAGCGAUGUGGAGUUUGAGUGCAAAGUCUUCAGUGACCCUCAGCCACACAUCCAGUGGCUCAAACACAUCGAGGUCAACGGCAGCAAAGUGGGAGAAGAUGGUCUGCCCUACGUCAAAAUCUUAAAGCACUCUGGGGUCAACAGCUCGGACACGCAGGUUCUGACGCUGUACAACGUGACGGAGGAGGAGAGUGGGGAGUAUAUUUGUAAAGUGUCCAAUUAUAUAGGCCAAGCCAACCAGUCAGCAUGGCUCACCGUCACUAAACACGCCUCCACAGCCUUGCCCCCAACCCCGCUGCCCAACCAGACCUACCUGGAGGUGCUGAUCUACUGCGUGGGAUUCUUCCUCAUCUGCGUGAUGAUCGUGAUCGCUGUGCUGGUCAAGAUGCACAGCUCAGCCAAGAAGAGCGACUUCAACAGCCAGAUGGCCGUGCACAAGCUGGCCAAGAGCAUUCCACUGCGCAGACAGGUAACAGUGUCUGUGGACUCGAGCUCGUCCAUGCACUCUGGGGUGAUGCUGGUCAGACCGUCACGUCUCUCCUCAAGUGGCUCCCCCAUGCUGUCUGGAGUGUCGGAGUAUGAACUGCCUCAAGACCCACGCUGGGAGCUGCCCCGAGACAAGCUGGUUCUGGGGAAGCCUCUGGGUGAAGGUUGCUUCGGCCAAGUGGUUAUGGGAGAGGUUCUGGGAAUGGACAAAGACAAACCCAACCGUGUUACCAAAGUGGCUGUCAAGAUGCUCAAAUCUGAUGCCACAGAGAAGGACCUGUCAGAUCUUAUCUCUGAAAUGGAGAUGAUGAAAAUAAUUGGCAAACACAAAAACAUAAUCAACCUGCUGGGAGCCUGCACACAGGAUGGUCCUCUUUACGUCAUUGUGGAGUAUGCCUCGAAAGGGAACUUGCGUGAGUACCUGAGGGCCCGUCGGCCUCCUGGUAUGGAAUACUGCUACAACCCAGACCAGGUACCUGUUGAGACAGUGUCCAUCAAAGACCUGGUGUCCUGCGCCUACCAGGUGGCACGCGGCAUGGAGUACUUGGCAUCCAAAAAGUGUAUCCAUAGAGACCUGGCAGCACGUAAUGUUCUCGUGACUGAGGACAACGUGAUGAAGAUAGCAGACUUUGGCUUGGCCAGAGACAUCCACCAUAUUGAUUACUACAAGAAAACCACCAAUGGCCGAUUGCCGGUAAAGUGGAUGGCUCCAGAGGCACUGUUUGACCGAAUCUACACCCACCAGAGCGAUGUGUGGUCUUUUGGUGUGCUGCUCUGGGAGAUCUUUACUCUGGGUGGGUCUCCAUAUCCCGGUGUCCCUGUCGAGGAGCUGUUCAAACUGCUGAAAGAGGGCCACCGCAUGGACCGCCCCUCCACAUGCACCCACGAACUGUAUAUGAUGAUGAGGGACUGCUGGCAUGCUGCGCCAUCUCAGAGACCUACCUUCAAACAGCUUGUGGAAGACCUGGAUCGCACUCUCUCAAUGACGUCGAAUCAGGAAUAUCUGGACCUGUCAGUCAGUCUGGACCAGUACUCUCCCAGUUUUCCAGACACGCGCAGCUCCACCUGUUCCUCCGGCGAAGACUCUGUGUUUUCCCACGAGCCCAGCGUUGACGAACCCUGCCUGCCUAAAUUUCCCCCAAAUCCUAACCGCGUAGUGGCGUUCAAAAAGCGCUGAGCACCCUUCACCUGCUGUAGCGCGCUUCUACGCUGGACUUCAUUCGUGGACUGUAGAAGAGAAUGCUUAAAGAUAAUGCACACUAUAUAGUGGAAGAGGAUGGUUUAGGACGUGGCUCAUGUUAAGAUUUUAAAGCAUUGACUAAUCAUUUACAGACCCAUUCUAUAGGGCACUUGGGACAAAUCUGAGCAUCUAAAUGGAUAGACUCUUUUUUUUUUUUCUUUUUUUUUCUUGUGGAGCCAUCUCCCUCAUCUGGACUUAAAAAGAAGCCAAAAGAAGUGGAAUUGGGACAUAAAUGCUGAAUGUUACACACAUUGGAUAUUUUUCAUUUCAAAUGAACAAGGAUGUUUCUCCACCACCCUGACUCACACGGAGACAGAAUUCCUUCAGAAAGCGUACUUCAUUUACAGGACUGUCAAAAAGUAUUCUAACAAAUGGAUUGUUACAAUAGUAAAGUCAUUUGGUUCGAAUGACUUUCUUGUAAAUACAGUUAGAAAUUUAUAAAUAUGAAUAUAUAUAUUUACGCUCUACUUUUAUCUUUAUUACAUUAAUUGAUUUUGUGGCUUUUUUGUAUCUGGAUGUCCAGUGGUUCAUUUAGGGGCAUUUCUGGAAAAGGGACAGAGCAUUUGUCCACAUAAAAAUAUGCUAAUAUUCUAUGAAUUGAUAGCAGGCCAGUUUUUUUUUUUACUGAUUUUUUUUUUUUUUUUUUUUUUUUUGGUUCUUGUUGUUGUUGUAUACUCUUAAUGGUGGUAAGCUAAUGUAGCUCGGGGCCGCUGCUAGCUUUUCAAUGGCAUUCACUACAUCCUCAAGAUUAGUUAAGCUACGUAAUUGUAGGCUAUUUUAGUAGAAAUCAUUCCCAUGUGUUAACGGUUGCUUCUGUAUUAAAAAGUAGCCUCAGAAUGGUACUUUUUAAUGGUCUUGAGGUUUACUUAAAAAAAAAAACAACACACACACACACCCAAAAAUUUGCGACUUAAGAUGUGCCUUGGGAACUUGUUUCGACUUCCAUGUAAUGGAUUGACUGUGUAUAAAAGCAAAAGCCGCCAUUCCCGUCUUGAAGGAGAAGGAAUUGCGGAUCACUUAUGUCACUGUAAAAGCAUUAUGUUAAAUAAAAAGCUAUUGAAAAAGGAA
Messenger RNA from Pangasianodon hypophthalmus (striped catfish), 4354 nucleotides. RefSeq names its product fibroblast growth factor receptor 1a (gene fgfr1a). The transcript has 18 exons. Gene Ontology annotation, cellular component: signaling receptor complex; membrane. The coding region runs from base 743 to 3223 and encodes 826 amino acids. Gene Ontology annotation, molecular function: fibroblast growth factor binding; ATP binding; fibroblast growth factor receptor activity. The record is from RefSeq and is a predicted model, not a curated record. Lineage: Eukaryota; Metazoa; Chordata; Actinopteri; Siluriformes; Pangasiidae. Gene Ontology annotation, biological process: fibroblast growth factor receptor signaling pathway; multicellular organism development; protein phosphorylation.